Messenger RNA from Helicoverpa armigera (cotton bollworm), 977 nucleotides. RefSeq names its product Ribosomal protein L8 (gene RpL8). The transcript is spliced from 6 exons. Gene Ontology annotation, biological process: cytoplasmic translation. The record is from RefSeq and is a predicted model, not a curated record. Lineage: Eukaryota; Metazoa; Arthropoda; Insecta; Lepidoptera; Noctuidae. Bases 168 to 941 code for a protein of 257 amino acids. Gene Ontology annotation, molecular function: RNA binding; structural constituent of ribosome. Gene Ontology annotation, cellular component: cytosolic large ribosomal subunit; ribosome.
AUUUGAACGCGCGCGUGUGAACGUACCAUAACAAUAACAUAAUUGCUAGUAUUAAAAACAGCAAUGUAUUUUUUAAGACAUCUGUGCAAUUUGUUGAAAUAAAACUACUGGCAACAUUUACAUGUUCUUUCAAAAGUGACCGUCUGAGAGAUUGACGGGACGUAACCAUGGGUCGUGUGAUUCGUGCUCAGCGUAAAGGUGCCGGUUCAGUGUUCGUUUCGCACACGAAGAAAAGGAAAGGAGCGCCUAAACUUCGUUCCUUGGACUAUGCUGAACGUCAUGGCUACAUUAAGGGAGUUGUGAAGGACAUCAUCCACGACCCCGGCCGUGGUGCCCCUCUGGCAGUUGUUCACUUCCGUGACCCAUACAAGUUCAAGACCCGCAAGGAAUUGUUCAUUGCCCCCGAGGGUCUCUACACUGGCCAGUUUGUUUACUGCGGCAAGAAAGCUACCCUUGAAGUUGGAAAUGUUAUGCCUGUGGGUGCUAUGCCUGAGGGUACCAUUGUAUGCAACUUAGAAGAGAAAAUGGGUGACCGAGGUCGGCUGGCUCGUGCCUCUGGAAACUUUGCCACUGUUAUCGGCCACAAUCCUGAUGCCAAGCGUACCAGGGUAAAGCUGCCCUCUGGAGCCAAGAAAGUCCUGCCAUCCAGCAACAGAGGCAUGGUUGGUAUUGUUGCUGGCGGUGGUCGUAUUGACAAGCCCAUCUUGAAGGCUGGACGUGCAUACCACAAGUACAAGGUGAAGCGUAACUGCUGGCCAUAUGUACGUGGUGUGGCCAUGAACCCCGUUGAGCAUCCUCACGGUGGUGGUAACCAUCAACACAUUGGUAAGGCUUCGACUGUCAAGCGAGGAACAUCCGCCGGUCGCAAGGUCGGUCUUAUUGCUGCCCGCAGAACUGGAAGAAUCCGUGGUGGCAAGACCGACACCAAGAAGGAGACAUAGACAUAUUUUUAUGCAAAAUAAAUAUAAUAAGCCCAA